AUGUCAAUGAUGAUUGCCAAACGCAAGCGCGCGAAGAAGGCAUGCAUCCCCUGCCACCAACGCAAGAGAAAGUGCGACGCAGAAUACCCAUGUGGCACAUGCACGAGCUACGGAUAUGAUUGCAAAUAUGCCAACGAUGACACAGCUAGCACCGUGAGUAGUGGCGGACAGGCAGCACCUACGACCAAGCGUGUGAGCCUCGAUAGCGGAAAUAUUAUGACGAGCGGGACCUCUGUCAAAUAG
Messenger RNA from Penicillium angulare, 243 nucleotides. Its product is annotated as Zn(II)2Cys6 transcription factor domain-containing protein. NCBI's taxonomy places the organism in Eukaryota, Fungi, Ascomycota, Eurotiomycetes, Eurotiales, Aspergillaceae. Gene Ontology annotation, molecular function: zinc ion binding; DNA-binding transcription factor activity, RNA polymerase II-specific. The record is from RefSeq and is a predicted model, not a curated record. The coding region runs from base 1 to 243 and encodes 80 amino acids. Gene Ontology annotation, biological process: response to xenobiotic stimulus; regulation of DNA-templated transcription. The transcript has a single exon.